GCCCCAGACCCGACCCCCGCCCCCGCCGCGCCCGCCGCCGCACUUGUCCCACUGCGCGCCCCCUGGAGCGCCGCGCCCCCCUGGGACCCUUGCGCGCCCCAGGUCCCCAGCAUAACCUCGGGAUCCCCGUGCGCCCCGGAAUCCCGGUACUGCCCCAGGAACCCCGCGCGCCCCUGGACCGAGACGCAGCUCCGGGACCUCCGCGCGCCCCGGGACCCCCGCGCACUCUCAGAACCCCGGGGCUCGGCCAACGGAGCUGCGCGCCCUGGUGAGGGGGCCCCGCCCCAGAGGGUCCCCUUCUUCCAACAGACGGAGCCCCGCCCCAGAGGGACCCCCAGGUUCGGCAGGGACAUCCAGCCACGCCCCACAGGGCUCCCAGCAUCCCGCGGCUGGAGCCCCGCGCUCUAGAGGAACCUCCGUGCUCAGCUGGGGACUCCCCGCCCCGGGGAGGGGGCGCCGCCCAGGAGGGUCCCCCGCGCCCCGCGGGCCCCGGCAGGAUGCACGCCGCCCUGGCGGGGCCGCUGCUCGCCGCCUUCCUCGCCACCGCCCGCGCCCGCCCGCAGCCCCCGGACGGAGGACAGUGCCGGCCGCCCGGAUCGCAGAGGGACCUGAACUCCUUCCUGUGGACCAUUCGGCGCGACCCCCCGUCCUACCUGUUUGGCACCAUCCAUGUCCCUUACACCCGGGUCUGGGACUUCAUCCCAGAUAACUCCAAGGCGGCCUUCCAGGCCAGCGCCCGCGUCUACUUCGAGCUGGACCUGACGGACCCCUACACCAUCUCGGCACUGGCCAGCUGCCAGCUGCUGCCACACGGGGAGAACCUGCAGGACGUGCUGCCUCGCGAGCUCUACUGGCGCCUGAAGCGCCACCUGGACUAUGUGAAGCUGAUGAUGCCCUCGUGGAUGACGCCCGCGCAGCGGGGCAAGGGGCUCUACGCCGACUACCUGUUCAACGCCAUCGCCGGCAACUGGGAGCGCAAGAGGCCCGUGUGGGUGAUGCUCAUGGUGAACUCACUCACGGAGACUGAUGUGCGCUCCCGAGGCGUGCCCGUGCUGGACCUCUACCUGGCCCAGCAGGCCGAGAAGAUGAGGAAGAGCACCGGGGCCGUGGAGCGGGUGGAGGAGCAGUGCCAUCCGCUCAACGGGCUCAACUUCUCCCAGGUGCUGUUUGCCCUGAACCAGACCCUGCUGCAGCACGAGAGCGUGCGGGCCGGGAGCCUGCAGGCGCCCUACACCACGGAGGACCUCAUCAAGCACUACAACUGCGGGGACCUCAACGCCGUCAUCUUCAACCAUGACACGUCCCAGCUGCCCAACUUUAUCAACACCACCCUCCCACCACACGAGCAGGUGACGGCCCAGGAGAUCGACAGCUACUUCCGCCAGGAGCUCAUCUACAAGAGGAAUGAGCGGAUGGGGAAGAGGGUCAUGGCGCUUCUGCAGGAGAACGAAGACAAGAUCUGCUUCUUCGCCUUCGGAGCAGGUCACUUUCUGGGGAACAACACCGUCAUCGACGUCCUCCGGCAAGCAGGGCUGAAAGUGGAGCACACGCCCGCGGGGCAGACCAUCCACAGCCUUGCCGCCCAGAGCCCAGUGCCCACUCUCGAGGGGACCUCUGCGAGCCCGGCCCCCGUGACCCCAGCCGCUGCCAUCCCCACAGCGCCCUCGGCGACCCCCACCGCCCCGCCCGAGGAGGAGGACCCAGCGCUGUCCCCACAUCUCCUGCUCCCUGAUAGCCUCAGCCAGCUGGAGGAGUUCGGGCGGCAGAAGAAGUGGCACAAGAGGCAGAGUAAACACCAGCGGCCACGGCAGUUCAACGACCUCUGGGUCCGCCUCGAGGACAGCACCACAGCCUCGCCGCCCCCGCUGCCCCUGCAGCCCACGCCCAGCCCUGGGACUGCCAAGCCCCUCUUGCAGCUCUCCGACCAGCUCCAGCAGCAGGAAGAGCCGGGGCUCGCCAGCGGCUCUGCGCCCUGCUGCUUACGGCCCCCCCUGGGCCUACUCCCGGCCAUGGCUGCCAGCAUCGCGGCGCCCCUCCUGCUGCACAGCCUCGGGCCCUCCUGACCUCGGCCACCCCGGGCGGAGAAGCCAGAGAAACCAUCAGAGGGUCUGCAGCCGCACCCCACUGCCCCUGCCACCACCUCCAGGGGUGCCUGACACCUCUCGGGCAGUCCAGACAGGAUCCGUUAGAAAACUAGAGCUUUAUUAUACCUGUGUUACAUCUUCUUUUUUGUAGAAGGAUCUUAAUUUCCCAUAGUGCUAUGGGGCUCUUUUGUAAAAUUUGUGUCCAUAUUAAAAAAGAAAAAUGUAUUUAUUCUACUGAUAAAACUAUUUUUAUGUGGCCUAUGUUAAUAACCCCUUAAUUAGCCCCAAUGCCAACCCAGGUUGCCAGGACCUCUGCAACCUCAGGCGGACCGUGGCUUUGAACUGGCUUACUCCAGGAUCAGCGGCAGCAUCCGGUGUCCAGGUUUAGCUUCUCCCUCCAUGGGGGCCUCAGAGGGACGGGGAGGCAGACAGCCUUAGCUUUUGUGAAGCUGGAUUUGGGAGCCAGAGAUGUGAAUGCUGCCCAUCCUUCCCUCCCCCGGGUGCUUCCUAGGGCUGGGAAGAUAGCUUAGGAAAGAGAAUGCUGCUAUUUUGAAAACUCUGAGUGUCUGUGAACUGGCCCUCCAGAACUCUUGGUAAGUGUUUUGACCAAAGCCCUGGAGUGGGGAGAAGGAUUGGGUGCUGAGGGAGGUGGUCCCCAGCCCAUGUGACAGACAGAGUGAGAUGCAAAGAGAGGGAGAUGGUUGCCCAAGGUCACACAGCAAGUGGGAGAUCAAGGAUGUGAGCCUCUCUGUUCUGGUAUCGUUAAUCCAGCUCGCCUUACAGGAGAGGCUGUUGAAGUCACGGCCAAACGGAAUGAGCUGGGCCGACGGACAGGAGGGGGCACAGAAGGGCAGUUUUAGGGCCAGGGAGGGGCUCUAGGAGUCAUGUGGGAAUAAUAGCCGUCUGAGAGCUGCCAUUUGUCCAGGACCUGCUGCGUGGCAGGCACUUUGCACAUUUACUUUGUCACUGAUCCUCACGCCCAUUCUGUGAGAUGUGUAUCCUAUUUCACAGAUGAGGAAACUGAGCCUCAAUAAGGCAUGAAGGGACUUGCUCAAGGUCACCCAGCUGGGACAUAGCCCCAGAAACAUGUGAUUCAGAAGCGGUACUUGUUUCCUGGACCGUAUUCUGCUGUGUUCUCCCCAUACAGGGAGGCUCCCAGAGGGGCAGCUCUCACCCAAAUGGGCCAGCAUGCUCCCUACUCCAGCCAGAGAGCCUGUUUGGCCACACUUACUCAUGUCGGUCCCUCUGGCCAAAGGGCUCUGGCAACAGCGUGUGCCACGUGUCUCAUGCCCCGACGUGUCUUAUCUUAGAGCCGGUGAGAGGCCUUCCUGCCAAAUCAGAGGCUGGGGGCCGGGGACCGGGGGAGGCAGAGCAGCCAAAUGGAGGCAAGCAGGCCUCAGAGAGACCGACCUAGUUCCUCUGCCCCCGACGUGGUGGCCGAGAAGGCAGAGGACCCAGGUUGGCUGCCUUCCAGCCCCAAACCCUCAGAGGGUUAGCAGCUCAUCAUUUACAGGGUCCUGGGACCCAAGAGCAGAAAGAACCCCUUACUUGACAAAUAAUGACAGUAAGAGAAAGAAUAAAGUCAAGUGGGGAGGCAUUUCCCCAAGGCUGCACGGCGGGCAGGUCUGCUGACUUCCAGCCCAGUGCUCUCAGCGUCACUGCACCGUGGGUUUCCCUGGCAGGGCUGGUUGUAGCUGAUCAGCCUCAGUGCCAUCAUGCCCAGCGUGGCAGCUGUCUCCCUUCUGAGAUGGGAGAAUUCUGGGCAGCUCGUUGGAUGGUCAGAGGUCCCAUGGGCAUCUUGGCCGGCAGUUGAAUUCUUUUCAGCUCAGCCACGAUGGAUGUGUUUGAGCCUGAGACCUGGCAGGAGCCCUGUGAGAGUCCAGCCAGCCCCAUGGGUACCAUGCUGUAAACUGAACUUGACCCCAGCCAGGGCUGGAGUCCUUGUAUCCUUGGCAGAAACGUGACUUCCUGGUUCUGAGCAGGAAGGGGCUUAGCUGACUAGAAAGAGGCUCAGAAGGCCUGUUGCACAUCAAACAGAUCGUGCGAAGUGCUGUUGGGAUGAGAUAAGUGUGCAGGAAUUAGAAACACACAGGCCAGGUUCCCCUCUGUUCGGGGCAGAGUGUGGCAUGAGAGGUAUUGAGACAGAGCUUGAGGUUAAUUAAAGAUGAAGCGUUUGGGUAAACAGCCCAGGCACCUGACCGCGUGCCCAGAGCUGUGCCAGGCACGGGGCCAAAGAGGUAGAUUAACUCAGGGUGUGAUUAUCCAGCACACGCAGUGCCAGGCUCUGUGUCGGGGCCAAGUCUAGCCGCCUUUCCGAGCCUCGAGGAGCUCGUCAUCAGGAUGGAACAAGUGGCCCAAUCCUAGGCUCCUAGAGGGAACUUCAGAGGUUAUCCUGUCCAGGCCCCCGACCGCAGGCAGGUUCAGCCCUAGUCUUCCCCAGAUCCCUCCUCUGGGCAGAUGGGGGGAUUCAAACUCUCCCUCAACCCAGCACCCGAGUGUUUAAAGAAAGAUGGAUGGGCAACAGGCAGAUGGACUGACUUAUUAGGUAGACAUGUGCCGAGGGGACAGCCAGAGCCAGUGUGGGUCAGAUGUCUGCAGCCUAAGUUUGCUGAUCCCUGAGGACCACCCUCUGGCCGGGGUUUGAAAUGAACUGAACUUGCUGACUUAUGUCCCAGAAGUCCUGAAGCACAUAUAAAGGAAUCUGUAUGGCUGGGGCCCUUGAAUUCUCUCAUCCUGGGCCAGGGAAACACCAUUCCAUCAGCAGCCACUCAUGCACUUGGAAUGAUCUAUCCCCUACUGCUGACAUUUUUUCCAGCACAUUCUAUGUGCCUAGUCUAGUAAAAUGCCCCUGUUCUCUGAGAGCAUUGUGUACAUCUCACAGGGCUUUCAUGUGUGACCUUGAGACAGGCAAGGAAGAUGGAAGGACUGAGACCCAGCAGGUGAGGUGACCUGCCUGAGGUUAGGCAGUGUGUUAGUGGUGGCCCUAGGUCCUUGUCUCUCAGGAAAGCUGACUGAAUGACCAAGGGGCCUUCUGGGGCUAGUCAGUAUGGCCCUGUCUUCCAGUCUUCUUCCAGACUGGUCUGAUGCACCAGCAGCCAGUUGAAGGCAGGGACAGCGGAGGUGUUUGAGUCAGGCUGCAGGGAGAUGCAGAGGGCCCCUCUAGCUUUGAGAUUCAAAGAUCUGGAGUGUACAGAGCACGGAAACUUUUACUGACUGGCAAAUUUGCCUUUGCACUGCAAGACUGAGCAGAUUUUUCUUGUGCUGAAUGUUCUGUCGUCUACUUCCUGGCCUCAGCUAGGCUUGGGCAAGCCUAGGGGCUCAGGACGCUUGUCCCACCGUCCCAGCCUCCAG
This is a messenger RNA of Diceros bicornis minor, 5435 nucleotides long. RefSeq names its product TraB domain containing 2B (gene TRABD2B). Gene Ontology annotation, cellular component: organelle membrane. NCBI's taxonomy places the organism in Eukaryota, Metazoa, Chordata, Mammalia, Perissodactyla, Rhinocerotidae. The transcript has 7 exons. Gene Ontology annotation, molecular function: Wnt-protein binding; metalloendopeptidase activity. The record is from RefSeq and is a predicted model, not a curated record. The coding region runs from base 498 to 2063 and encodes 521 amino acids. Gene Ontology annotation, biological process: negative regulation of Wnt signaling pathway.